Molecule: messenger RNA, 1952 nt
Organism: Haliotis rubra (blacklip abalone)
Lineage: Eukaryota; Metazoa; Mollusca; Gastropoda; Lepetellida; Haliotidae
Product: transcriptional adapter 1-like
Biological process (GO): regulation of transcription by RNA polymerase II
Cellular component (GO): SAGA complex
Molecular function (GO): transcription coactivator activity
Source: RefSeq, a predicted model, not a curated record
CGUCGGAAGAGCCAAGUUCGAGAGUUUUCGUUAACUUACGGGAAUUUACGGAAGCUCUCAUCACAAAUAUGGCAGCCCCCUUAGAUCUCAAUGUUGCAAGGAAAAAUUUAUCAGACGCACUCGGAGAUUCAAUGAAAUUGUAUUUACACAAUUUGAAGUCCUGGUUUAAACAGAAGAUCAGUAAGGAGGAUUUUGACCUGGAAGCAAGGAAUUUGUUGAGAGAAGAUGCAGUGCACCUACACAAUGAGUUCCUCCUGGCCAUCAUCGCCCGCUGCCAAGUCAGCAGUGCCACCGCAGUAUCAAAAGAGAAGUGUCCGUCAAGCUCAACUUCAACACCCAGUAAACUCAAGAAGGGCAAGAUCAAGCGGAAAAUACCUGGAGGCCGUGCAAAUCUCCAGCAACGUUUUGUGCCGGUCAACCCAACAACUCAUGCCCACAAGGUGACCACACGGUCCGUUGAUGAUGGAGUGACACCCUUAGGAUUCAUGAGCCGCGACUGCCUGCUGCCUGACAUAUCGUUGAUGCAUGGUCGGAUGUUGGUGUGUGCGUGGGAGUCCGACCUCCAGGAUGUUGCCUCCGUUACUGUCAAAUUACUCAUCCAAGCAGUGGAGACUCAGCUUAAGAAUAUCAUCUCUCUGGUACUGAAAGCGCGUCGAAGUGGGUUCAAGCUCACGAGAAAAGAAGUUCGCUAUGGCCUGGGUGCUUGAAUGCCGAACCGAUAUUUGCGUCAGACCCAGCUCAUGGAUCAGAGCGACUACUGAAGCUAUGCCACUGCUAUAACUCAGACUGGCCACCACGCUCCCAGCAUCAAGUCCUCCUUGGAUGUCGGGGAGGAGACGGCCAUGCACCAUCUGGCCACCUCCCACCAGCCAGCUGAAGAUAUGGGCCCCAUCAGCCUGUAUGAUCUGCUGGACACACUGAAGCUGUAUCGCAGCAGCAUCCCAUCCCAUUCGGUAUAUGCUCCUGCAGUGGAGCGCAUCCUGCAUCGUCUUUGGCAUCCCAGCAUAGAGGAGGUUGAGCAGGAGAGCAUCCACCAACAGGAGGUCUACCUCAAGCAGCAGCUGGCCAAUCAGCAGUUACCUGUCCGAUAAACAGCCAAUCGGCAGUUACCUAUCUGAUAAACAGCCAGCCAUCAGUUACCUGCCCAAUGAACAGCCAAUCAGCAGUUACCUAUCUGAUAAACAGCCAGCCGUUAGUUACCUGCCCAGUGAACAGCCAAUCAGCAGUUGCAUGUCUGAUACACAGACAGCCGUUAGUUACCUGCCCAGUGAACAGCCAAUCAGCAGUUGCAUGUCUGAUACACAGACAGCCGUUAGUUACCUGCCCAGUGAACAGCCAAUCAGCAGUUGCAUGUCUGAUACACAGCCAAUCAGCAGUAACAUGUCUGAUACACAGCCAAUGAAAAGUUAUUUGAUUCAAAUCUGGUCUGUCAGUUGCAGUUUUGUGACUUGAAAUACUGGACAGCUGUGUUGAAAAGGGUCCUUCUAUCAGAGUGCUACAAGAGUAAGUCUUCAAACAGAAAUGGAAGGUUUCAAGAUACAUGAAACUUUAGAGUACUAUAUGACAGUGCUGUAAUUUCAAGCUUGUGAAUGAAAUGUUUGAGUAGUAUCUAUCAAAAGUUUUUUUUAAUAUGGCUGCGAUAGUGACCAUAUUGAAAUGGGAUUCAACCCUUUUGAACAAAGUACAGUGUCAUAUAUCCUUCUGUGCAAAGGUCGAGGUCUGUACACUGGGGUGGUCCCAUUUCUGAUUUGCUGAAAAUGAGAUGCUUCAAAAGAAGUAUUGCUUCUGAGGCAUAAUGUCCAGUAUCUGAAUAUAUGGGUCAGCAAAAUCCCAGCCACCAGGAAGAUGCAGGUAUCCUUACUCACUACUUGUUGUCAAUCAGGUGUUAGCUGGUUUAUCUUGUGAUGACUUGUACUGUGUACAUAGACAUCAAUAAAUGUAUUUUAUACUCA